Onychostruthus taczanowskii (white-rumped snowfinch) is the source of this 3804-nucleotide messenger RNA. It is a transcript of the gene PEAR1, whose product is annotated as platelet endothelial aggregation receptor 1. Gene Ontology annotation, cellular component: membrane. The record is from RefSeq and is a predicted model, not a curated record. Gene Ontology annotation, molecular function: protein binding. NCBI's taxonomy places the organism in Eukaryota, Metazoa, Chordata, Aves, Passeriformes, Passeridae. The transcript has 19 exons. The coding region runs from base 568 to 3387 and encodes 939 amino acids.
GGCUCAUGGAGGGGCAGUCCCACCCCAGGGUGUCCCCAAGGCUGCGAGGGGCUGGAGGGGGAAUGUCCCACCCCAGGCUGGGACAAGGACAGUGAGGGGGCUGGGGAGGGGCUGGAGGGGGGUUGCCCCAAGCUCAGGGGGGCUGUCCCAGUGCCAGUGUCCCCAGGUUCAUGGAGGGGCUGCAGAGGGUCUGUCCCCAAGGCCGGGGGCUGGAGGAGGGCGGUGCCAAGGGGCCAUGGGGAGCUGAAGGGGGAUUAUCCCAACACAGCGUGUCCCCAAGCCCUGGGAGGACUGCAGGGGGGCUGGGGACAGUCCCAGUGCAGGGUGUCCCCAAGGCUGGGGCUCUGGGAGAGCUGUCCCAGGGCAGGGUGUUCCCAAGGCUGGGGGGACAGGGGGGCAGGGAGAGCUGUCCCUGGGCAGGGUGUCCCCAAGACCCUGGGAGGACUGGAGGAGAGCUGUGCCCAAGGCCAGGGGGGCUGGGAGGGCUGUCCCAGCACAGGGUGUCCCCAAGGCUGAAGGGACAGGGGGGCUGGGAGGGCUGUCCCGGUUCAGAAUGUCUCCAAGGACAUGCGGGACUGGAGGGGGGCUGUGCCCAAGGCCGGGGGGCUGGCAGGGCUGUCCCAGCACAGCGUGUCCCCAAGGGCAGCGGGGACGGGACGGUCACCGUGUCCCCUGGCGGCGCAGGGUGGUGUACCGCACCGAGUACCGCCAGGCCGUCCGCACCGACUACCGGCGGCGCUACCAGUGCUGCCAGGGCUACUACGAGAGCCGGGACUCCUGUCUCACUGCAGCCAGGAGUGCGUCCACGGCCGCUGCGUGGCUCCCGAGCUGUGCCAGUGCGAGCCGGGCUGGCGCGGCCCCAGCUGCUCCAGCGAGUGUGAUGAGCAUUCCUGGGGGCUGGACUGUGGACAGCGCUGCCCCUGCCACCAUGGGGCCCCCUGUGACCCCCUGAGCGGGGUCUGUUCCUGUCCCCCCGGCUUCACCGACCCCCUGUGCAGCCAGCCGUGCCCACCUGGCACCUACGGGCAGAGCUGUCACCUGCCCUGCCCCUGCCACCACCAGGCCCCCUGCAACGCCUCCACAGGCGCCUGCCUCUGCCCACCGGGGCUGAGCGGCCCCCUCUGCGAGGUGCCCUGCCCUGAGGGGAUGUCCUGUGCCACCCCCUGUCCCUGCCAGAACGGGGGCAUCUGCCACCCCUCCAGCAGCAGCACCUGCGUCUGCCCUCACGGAUGGAUGGGGGAGAUCUGCUCCGUGCCGUGCCCCCCCGGGCGCUUUGGGCCCGGCUGCCAGGGCGAGUGUCGCUGCCACAACGGGGGGCACUGUGACCCCCACGGGGGACAGUGCCAGUGCAGCCCUGGCUUCACUGGAGAGCAGUGCCAGGAGAGGUGCCCAGUGGGGCGCUACGGGCAGGACUGCCGGGAGAGCUGUGACUGUGCCAACGGGGGCCAGUGCUUCCACGUGGACGGGGGCUGCCUGUGCCAGGCCGGCUUCCAGGGCAGCCGCUGCGAGGAGCGGCACUGCCUGCCCGGCCUCUACGGGCUGCACUGCGAGAGCCGCUGCCUCUGCCACCCCCAGCACAGCCUGAGCUGCCACCCGAUGCUCGGGGAGUGCCUUUGCCUCCCGGGCUGGGCUGGGCUCUACUGCAAUGAGAGUUGCCCCCCCGGCUACUUCGGGCCUGGGUGCCUGCAGAGCUGCCUCUGCCUCCACGGGGGGGUCUGUGAUGGGACCACAGGCCACUGCCACUGCGCCCCCGGCUACACGGACGAGCACUGCUCCUCCCUGUGUCCCCCCAACACCUUUGGCCUGAACUGCUCAGGCCACUGCUCCUGCCAGCACGCCCUCGCCUGCUCCCCGCUCGACGGCUCCUGCUUCUGCAAGGAAGGCUGGCACGGACCUGACUGCUCGCUGCCGUGUCCUGCUGGUACUUGGGGUCCCGGCUGCAACCGGAGCUGUGACUGUGCCCAUGGGGGGUCCUGCGACCCCCAGAGUGGGACCUGCCACUGCCCCCCGGGCUGGCAGGGCCCUCACUGCCUGCAGCCCUGCCCGAACGGGACGUUUGGGGCGGGCUGUGGGGAGCGCUGCGUCUGCGCCCACGCCGACAGCUGUGACCCCGUGACAGGAGAGUGCCACUGCCUGCCCGGCUGGACAGGGCGGCAGUGCAAGCAGGGCUGUCCCCAGGGCUCCUGGGGCCGGGGUUGCCACAUGUCCUGCUCCUGCCGCAACGGAGCCUCCUGCUCCCCCCAGGACGGAUCCUGCACCUGCACCCCGGGCUACCGCGGCCCCAGCUGCCAGCGCCCCUGUCCGGCCGGCCGCUACGGCAAACGCUGCUCCCUGAGCUGCUCCUGUGCCAACGGCUCCUCCUGCCACCCCAGCAACGGCUCCUGCCUCUGCAGCCCGGGCUGGCGCGGCCCCCGCUGCUCCCAGCCCUGUGCCCCCGGGACCUUUGGGCUCCAGUGUGACCAGCUCUGCCACUGUCCCCACAACGCCACCUGUGACCCCACCAACGGGACGUGUCCCUGCGCCCCAGGCACGACUGGGCCCCGCUGUGAGGCUGGGAAUCCUGACCUGCCCUACACCAUCGAGCCAGCCCUCCCUGCAGCCUACAGCCCCCUGGGCAUGAUGCUGAGCCUGGUAGCCCUGGUGGUGCUGCUGGUGGCUGUGGUGGCCACAACCCUGUGCUGGCACCACUGGCAGAAGGACAAGGAGCGGCGGCACCUGGCCGUGGCCUACCGAGCAGGACAGACGGACACCUCAGACUACAUGGUGCCAGAUGUACCCCCGAGCCACCAUGCCCACUACUACUCCAACCCCAGCUACCACACGCUGUCCCAGUGCCCGCUGCCAGCCCCCCAGGACAGAGCCAGCUCCCUCAAGGUGCCUGGCACCCAGCUCUUCCCUGGCAUGGAGAGACCCUACAGCCCCGAAGGCAAUGCCACGCUGCCUCCUGACUGGAAACACCUCGGGGCAUCAGCCCUGGGCACCAGGGGGAGGCAGCUGGACAGGAGCUACACCUACAGCCAUGGCCUGAGGAAGGGUGACAGCAAAGAGCACCCCUGGGAGGGGCUGAGGGCCAGCGCCAGCUCCCUGGCCAGCGAGAACCCCUACGCCACCAUCAAGGAGCUGCCCCCUGCCAUGGCCAAGGCCCACGAGGGCAGCUACAUGGAGAUGAAAUCCCCUGUGCAGCGGGAGAUGUCCUACGCCGAGAUCGGGCUCCUUGAGGAGCCACCACAGGAUGAGAGUUGUCCUGAAGGGCUCGAAGGCCCCCCCAGCAGAGCCCCCCCCAGCCACUACGACUCCCCCAAGAACAGCCACAUCCCCAGUCACUACGACGUGCCACCUGCCCGCCACUACCCCCCGUCCCCACCGCUGCGCAGGAAGGACCGCUGAGGGACAUCAAGGACCGCUGAGGGACCUCAGGGACCAUUGAGGGACCUCAGAGACCAUUGAGGGACCUCAAGGAUCACUGAGGGACCUCAAGGACCACUGAGGGACCUCAGGAACCACUGAGGGACCUCAGGGACCAUUGAGGGACCUCAAGGAUCACUGAGGGACCUCAAGGACCACUGAGGGACCUCAAGGAUCACUGAGGGACCUCAAGGAUUACUGAGGGACUUCAGGGACCACUGAGGGACCUCAAGGAUCACGGAGGGACUUCAGGGACCACUGAGGCAUUUCAGGGACCACUGAGGGAUCUCAAGGACCACUGAGGGACCAGCCACGAGGGGACACAGGGUCCCUGAGGGGGCUGGAGUACCCUGGGACUGUUGUUGCUGUCCCAGCGGGUGGUGAAUAAAGGGUGUUUGG